UUGCAAAUCAAUCAUUUUAUAUAAUGAGUUUCAACUACCCUUUAAACAAUUAAACUCAGUAUUUUUCAAGCUCCUUUAAAUCACAUAUAGCCAUAUAGUAGUUGGUUCAGUUCGAGUCCAUGUUUUUUUCUGAGUGAAGACUAAAUCUUCAGUGUUCAUUUGUAUUUGAAUACAAAGGUCAAUGGCAAAAACAAUGGAUGAAACAUACACAAUAUACAAAGAUGAGAAUCAACCCAUUGAAGAUCGAGUUGAAGAUCUUCUUAAAAGAAUGACUUUGGAAGAAAAGAUUGGUCAGAUGACUCAAAUAGAUCUCUCUGUUGCUUCUUUUGAUGCCAUCAAGACUUACUCAAUAGGAAGUGUGUUGAGUGGGGGAGACAGUGCACCUUUAAAGAGAGCUACAGCUGAAGAUUGGAUAAACACAGUCAAUGGAUUACAAAAAGGAGCUUUGGCUACUCGUUUGGGUAUACCAAUUAUAUAUGGAAUUGAUGCAGUUCAUGGCAAUGCCAUUGUGUAUAAUGCCACAGUAUUCCCUCAUAACAUUGGUCUUGGUGCUGCUAGAGAUCCAGAACUUAUUAGGAGGAUUGGUGUUGCUACUGCCCUGGAAGUCAGAGCUACAGGGAUUACAUACGCCUUUGCUCCUUGUAUUGCUGUCUCUAGAGAUCCAAGAUGGGGACGUUGCUAUGAGAGUUAUAGUGAAGAUCCCAAGAUAGUGCAGGAGAUGACUGAGAUAAUCUAUGGUUUACAGGGAGAAAGCCCUGAAGGAUCUCAAAAUGGCAUUCCUUAUGUUGGAGGAAGGGACAAAGUUGCAGCUUGUGCUAAGCAUUAUGUUGGUGACGGAGGGACAACUGAAGGUAUUGAAGCAAGUAACACAGUUGUUGACAAUGCUGGAUUGUAUGAAAUUCACAUGCCUGCCUAUCUUGACUCCAUUAGAAAAGGGGUAUCCACGAUUAUGGUCGCCUAUUCUAGCUUGAAUGGAGAAAAGAUGCAUGGACAUGGUAAAUUACUCACUGAUUAUCUCAAGAACACUCUCCAAUUCAAGGGGAUUGUAAUCUCUGACUGGGAGGCACUUGAUAGGAUGACUAUUCCCCCUCGCGCUGACUAUACAAACUCCGUCUUGGCAGGAGUUCAAGCUGGAUUAGACAUGAUUAUGGUCCCUUUCAAGUUUAUUGAAUUCAUUGACACUCUAACCGACCUGGUUAAGAAAAACUAUAUUCAUAUGGAGCGUAUUGAUGAUGCUGUCAAGAGAAUUUUGCGAGUCAAGUUCAUAAUGGGUCUCUUUGAAAACCCUAUGGCCGAUUUUAGCCUGGUUAAUGAGCUUGGAAGCCAGGCUCACAGAGACUUGGCGAGAGAGGCGGUAAGAAAAUCUCUUGUACUGCUGAAGAAUGGUAAAGAAGGAGAUAGUCCAUUACUGCCCAUCCCUAAAGGAGCAUCAAAAAUACUAGUAGCUGGUACCCAUGCUCACAAUUUAGGUUAUCAGUGUGGUGGAUGGACAGUUAGUUGGCAGGGAUUAACGGGUAAUGACGGCACAAGAGGAACAACAAUCCUGGAUGCUAUAAAAUCUAGUGUCCACCCGAGUACAGAAGUUGUAUACAAAGAGGACCCAGACAAAGAAUUCGUCAAGUCCAAUAACUUCACUCAUGCCAUCAUCGUGGUAGGUGAGCUCCCUUAUGCAGAGUUCGAUGGAGAUAGCCAGACUCUCACGAUGAUCGAACCAGGCCCCACUGUGAUCAACAAUAUAUGUGGAACUGUCAAGUGUGUGGUUGUUGUCGUCUCUGGCCGUCCUCUAGUGAUCGAGCCCUACAUUGCCUCAAUCGAUGCCUUAGUCGCAGCAUGGUUGCCUGGUUCAGAAGGUCAAGGAGUUGCUGAUCUGCUGUUUGGUGACUAUGAGUUUACUGGAAAGCUACCAAGGACAUGGUUCAGAGAUGUUGAUCAGCUUCCCAUGAAUGUUGGAGAUCCACACUAUGAUCCUCUUUUCCCCUUUGGAUAUGGUCUGACAACUGACAAAAUAAUUUUAUCAGAAAAUGAGUGAAGGAUUGAAGAUAAAUGAUAAGAAUCAAGAAUUCUUGGCAGAAAGUGUACCAAUAAUCAAUCUCUAUGAAGGAGAUAGGAGAAAUACUAUUCAGAGCAGCUUGUGCAGCAAGAUGGUAUUUGUACACUUUGAUUUGUAUAGAGCUGGCAGAUAGGUCGUGUCGUGUCAAUUUCACAUUCAUGUCAAAAAAGGUUGUAAAUCAGUUGAGUGUUGAGACUAAUCUGGUACUAACCUGCCUUAUUCAAUCAAACAGGUUAACUGUUUGACCUUGCUUAAGGGCCUAAGAUCAUGUAAUCUUCAAAUGUUCUAGUAGUUACUGUAUUACAAUGAUGCAA
Molecule: messenger RNA, 2364 nt
Organism: Beta vulgaris subsp. vulgaris (sugar beet)
Lineage: Eukaryota; Viridiplantae; Streptophyta; Magnoliopsida; Caryophyllales; Amaranthaceae
Exons: 10
Coding region: 182-2029 (615 amino acids)
Biological process (GO): glucan catabolic process
Molecular function (GO): beta-glucosidase activity
Source: RefSeq, a predicted model, not a curated record